Messenger RNA from Ostertagia ostertagi, 255 nucleotides. NCBI's taxonomy places the organism in Eukaryota, Metazoa, Nematoda, Chromadorea, Rhabditida, Trichostrongylidae. The record is from the annotation of a GenBank genome assembly.
AUGAUGGAUGGCGCUAUCGCCAUUAGAUUCACGAACGAAGUAGACUGCGGCCAAAUCGGUAUUAACGUGCCGAAUCCCUGUCCCUCUACCCAUGUUCUCAUUCACCGGGUCACGUGGUUCGUUCAGAGGAGACUUGAGCUUCUACGGAAAAGUGGGUUUUAUCAGCUACAGCGCCCUGUGAAAGCAAUCGAGAUCACCGGAAUCUUUCCAGGCUGGAGUUCAAUUCUACACACAAUGGAAGACCAGAGAAUCUAG